Messenger RNA from Gigantopelta aegis, 1164 nucleotides. Its product is annotated as ADP-ribosyl cyclase/cyclic ADP-ribose hydrolase-like. The record is from RefSeq and is a predicted model, not a curated record. Gene Ontology annotation, biological process: positive regulation of B cell proliferation. The transcript has 5 exons. Bases 297 to 863 code for a protein of 188 amino acids. Gene Ontology annotation, cellular component: plasma membrane. Gene Ontology annotation, molecular function: NAD+ nucleosidase activity; phosphorus-oxygen lyase activity. Lineage: Eukaryota; Metazoa; Mollusca; Gastropoda; Neomphalida; Peltospiridae.
CAGACAUUACUUAGAUUUUAUUGGCUAAAUUAUCCAUUUCCAUACAUCCAAAGUGUUUCUGGUCAUCAAGGUGUUUCUAAAACCACAAAAUUUAUUUUUCAUAAUUUUUAAAAUGCACGUCUCUCUGAGAGGUAACCGUUAUAGAGACGAGCUCUAUAGUUGACUUUUAAUGGAUAUUUCCUCGUAUCAACGUCACAGACUCUUGUAUCACUGUAUUGUAACUUUAUCCAGGUUUGUAGAUUAACCAAACUUAGUGUCCAUUUUCACGGUUGAAACUAGGGUCUGCGACUUUAAAAAUGAAAUGUGUAGUUAUAAAGUGGUCUGUAUUUGCAGGUUAUCUGAUAAACGGUCUUCGGUUCUGUGCCCAGUCUGCCCCUCCUGGCCUGAUUUACGGGUCGAACUGCCCCGGCUUCAGCAACACGUCCACGUGUCCGUGGAACGCAGAGUACUCGUUCUGGGCCAGUGCGUCGAAACAUUUCGCCAACGAAGCCAGCGGUGAAGCAACCGUGAUGAUAAACGCGUCACUGAGUCCAGCAUACCCUAAUAGUUCAUUUUUAGCAAAAUGGGAAGUUCCGCAUAUAAAUCCAUCAAAGCUGUCUAAACUGAACAUCUGGAUGGUUACAAUACCAGGACAAAACACGAAAGAGACGUGUCUCAGCGACUCAAUACUGACUCUUAAAUCUGAGCUGACUCAGAGAAACAUAGCCUGGAACUGUACAGACGAACCGACGGAGGUGCUGUUGUUUUUGUGUCUGGAUCACGAAAGCGAGGAGAUAUGCAAACGACUUUACAGGUCAUCGGCAUCGUCCAAUCAAAUGUCGUUCUCCUUCAUUUUAAUAUCAUUAUUAACUUUACUUACGUAAAAGUAAUUAAAGGGUCGCUGAGAGGCGGACAUCAGAAUCUGAGUUUGCUGCGAGUCUGGUUUUAGUUCUACACAUUUCCUGCCCAUCUGAGAGACGCUGAAAAAAUAAUUUAUGACAGUAAUUUUCAUGAUCAUAUGUGUGUGUCUGUACGUUUGUGCGUGUGUUCAUGCGUGCGAGCUUGAGCUUGUGUGUACACUAACAUGUAUUAUCUGGGCCUAUAUUGUAAUCUUCCACAGCUAUAUAUAUAUAUAUAUAUAUAUAUAUAUAUAUAUAUAUAUAUAUAUAUAUAUAUAUAUAUAUA